AAUCACGCGAGGGGCACCAUGAACGUCGCAUGCGGCAUGUUGACGCUUUUGCUCGUCGCGUGGCGGGCCGAGUCGCGCUGCUCGCCAACUUCUUACUACAAAAACUGCUGGAUUCGGAGUUUCCCUGGAAUUGUCGUGGAUACGAAGGCCUCCGAGAAACAAGGGGCUCGGUUGCUCAGGUCUUACCGGGAGGAAGGUGCGCUGACCUGCAGCCGCAGUUGCUGCUUAACGACAAAUGCGUCCUGUAACGUGGCGGUGUUUCACUUCGACGCCACGACAAACAACUGUUGCCACUUGCACUGUCCAACUUUGGAGAGCUGUCUCAUCAGCCACAGUGCUGUUGCUGUCCUCUACAACGUCACUCUUGGUGUGGAUCCUGACCUGUUGGUGUUUGGCAAACACCUCGCGUCCAACAUCCGCGUGGGUCGCGUCAACGCUUCUGAACUGCUUCCCUUGGACAAGCGACAAUUUUUCCAUCCACCCCCACCUGUUGGCACCAUUAAACCAACCAGCACCCCGAAGACCACCAGGAGACCCUCAGCAGUCACCCCGAAACCUCUUUCAUCAUCUGCCACCACGUUCCAGUCAAGCGUACCUCCUCCAUCCAGUUUCGGUUCAACACCUACUUUCCUCUCCACAAUCACCACCACCUGUCCUCUGACUUCUUCAACGUCCACAGGCGGCAUCAACAGCAGCGAGCUGUCGGUCAAAGAGCCAGGCGAGAACAAGUCCACCACCCAAACGUGGAUUCGAGACCAAGGCACCAACAAUCCGAGCAACCAAACACCGGUUAAAAAUGGAGCCAAAAACGAGCCGAGCACCAAGAGGUCAUUUCAAACGGCAAACAUCGAUGAUCCAAGCACCCAAACAUCAUUCGAAGACAAAAACAACAAGUCAAGCGCUCCGACGACAUUUCAAGAGUCAGACACCGAGGAUCCAAGCACUCAGACCUCAGUUCGACAGCGAGUUUCAACUCCGGACGGAGAGGACACCUCGGCGGAUUUGGGACCCGGGUAUCACGGCCUGCCGGUGGUGCUGGUCACCUGUGUGGCGGCAUUGCUGGGCUGUUUGAUUUGGCUGGUUGCAAGCCGGAGGGCAAAGAGGAGGAGGAUGGAAUGCCAUCGUGCGUCCGGGACAAGAGAGACCAUGCGUCUGAUCAAGUAUGAUCCGAAGGUUUGAAGGCGGGUCUGAUCUGGAGGGCUGUAUUUAGUCGCAAAUCAAGCCAUCAAGUCAUUUUUUUAUUUUGGUGAAAGGACGCAAAAUUACAUAAAUACAUCAGAUGGUGUUGGAGACAUUGCAACAAAGUGAUAUAUUUGCUCUCCGUUGCAACUUGUCACAUCUUGAGCACUUUCUUGACGGCCUCUUUGUACUGCAGCACUGCGCUCUCGCUGUCGCCUUGGUUCUUCAGUCUGCUUACCGAGUCCUUGUACUCUUGCACUUCGUUUCUUUCCAGCAGACGCUGGCGUUCUUGCUCGCCGCCGUCCGGCUCGCGUAACAGCGUGUCCAAGAUGUUCUUCUGGGACGGGCUGCCCUCCCACAAAUACUCCUCCAUGUCUGCAACCGUCUUGUCGGCCUCCCACGCCUCGGUUUUCUGAGCAAAGCAAAAAAUAUUAGUCACUUUUAGACUUGACGUCACAAUAAUUUUGCUAUAUUUAUUAAGAACAGUGUUUAUGCUAAUAUGAGCUGGCGAGCCUUCCGUUCCCACGAAGUGGGAAAGCCUGAACGGCGGAUUUCAGCACCAAAUGGAGGUAUACGGUCACCUCGGUUGUGGCAGCUAACAAGUCGGCCCUUUGUGGGCUAGCGUUACAAAAAAACAUCCUGACGCUUGCACAGGGACUAUGCCGGUCAUUGUUUGCGCUAAAGGUCACCAGACGAUUUUCCACUCCCGGCCAAGUGCAUAAUGGGGAAAACAAGAUGCGCAGGUUGAGUGAAGCUUCUUGCUCAAACUGUAUUUGCACUCACCCAGGACUCGUGGUAGAGGACAGUCAACAGGUACAUGGCGUAGUCGUAAUUCUGUUGUCUCAGUGGACAGCUAAAAGGUGCAAAGAGAAAGUGAGUUUUUGUAUAAAUAGUGAUAAGUGUGUGAGUAGUCACCUGUCGGUGGUGAUGGUGAGGACGUCCGACUUUUUGCAGUAUCGCUCCCCGACUAGUUUGAUUAUUUUCUUCCGGGCGUGUUCAUCCAGGUUCAAACUGGACAGCUUCACCUGCGCACCGGCGAAAAAAACAAACAAGGAUGGUCACAUGAUCAAUACCAAUUAAGGCCUUGUUUUUAUAUUCAUGGAUUCAGUGCGUUUGAAGGCUUGGCGGAGUCAUCAAAUUAACCCGUAGUAUGUACUGCCCCCUGGUGGCGAAGGAAGUGCACGGAAAAUGAAUAGUUUGACACUGGUGACAUGAAUGCGGGAAGACCAAUACACAUGCUGAAUCUGUUUUACAGACUUUUUAGUAAACAAUUGCAUUACCUUAGAAAUAAUAAACAAAAAUGGCGAAAAUUCAUCAAUAAUCCAUCACCAAAAAAUUACAAUAUGUUGAUUCUGGUGGUGACAAAAAAAAAAAAGUAAAACUCACUAGGAGAUGAACGACACGAGCGGCGGGGUUCCGUAUGGUGAGUCCAGCCGACACGUAGUCGCUGCUCUCCACCUGGAUGGGGAAGUGCUGCUCACACUUGGCGUCUGUGUCCAAAGCGGACGGCCACGCACUGCAGAACGCUGGCGACACACGGUCAUUAGGAGGAAUCUUUUUUUUUUUUUUUAAAUAAAUAAAUAAGUCAUUGUGCUUACGUUUGAGGGCUUCACAGUGUUUUCGGAUUGCUGCUGGUGUCAAGUGGAGAAAGUUGGGAAUCUGUUGAAUGAGAGAAGUUUUUUGAGCCUCAUGUCAAGAUGGUUUGUUUGUGUUGGGUAAUUUACAGUAAAUACUGAUUCAAGUUGA
Messenger RNA from Syngnathus typhle (broad-nosed pipefish), 2925 nucleotides. RefSeq names its product MANSC domain-containing protein 4-like. NCBI's taxonomy places the organism in Eukaryota, Metazoa, Chordata, Actinopteri, Syngnathiformes, Syngnathidae. The record is from RefSeq and is a predicted model, not a curated record. The transcript has 3 exons. The coding region runs from base 19 to 1179 and encodes 386 amino acids.